Linum trigynum is the source of this 1945-nucleotide messenger RNA. Lineage: Eukaryota; Viridiplantae; Streptophyta; Magnoliopsida; Malpighiales; Linaceae. The record is from the annotation of a GenBank genome assembly.
AAUAAAUAGGGCAAAUUCUUUUAAUACGAAACAUGUAUAGGCCGUAGUGAGUUAGGAUAAUCUGAUUAACAAAAAUACAUAUGAACUAAUUGUUAUCAAUGUCACAAUUAUCAAGUAGUGCAAAGAUAACUUUCGAAUAUUAUGAAGUAAUGAAAAAUAAGAUGAAAUCAUCCGACCAACGGGUCGGGUAAAAACUAGUAAAAAAAAAUUCUCCAAUUGAAUCACCGUUACGAUAAGGUAAUCCUAUGGAACUCAACGGCACAACUUUUCGGCCCAGGCCAUUUCGGCUCAUUGCUCGCGAACACAGCAACAAUUGGGCCGAGACCAUCCCGGUCCAAAAUCUGGCGGUAAAUUCAAACAUUCCUCCAGAUUCCAGAAGCACCGAUUACUUUCUCGCUAUCCAGAACCUAAGGCUCUCAAGCCACCACGUCUCCCUCCCCUUCCUUCCACUAUAAAACCCCAUCCAUCUCUUUCCCUUCUACCUCAAACUCUCCUCUGAAACAGAGCAAAAAAAAAAAACAACUAUCCCCGCCCACUGAAACCUCCACCAGAUCAAUUCCCCCCCUCGAAAAAAUGCCAACCGACAAGACAAUGGAAGCGGUGAAAGGCCUGGACGUGCCACGCUACAUGGGCCGGUGGUACGAGAUCGCCUGCUUCCCGUCCCGAUUCCAACCCAGAGACGGCGAGAACACCCGAGCGACCUACACACUGAAGGAAGACGGCGCCACCGUCGACGUGCUGAACGAGACGUGGAGCGGCGGGAAGCGGAGCUACAUCGAAGGGACGGCGUACAAGGCCGAUCCCAACAGCGACGAGGCGAAGUUGAAGGUGAAGUUCUGGGUCCCGCCUUUCCUGCCGAUUAUCCCUGUCACCGGAGACUACUGGGUUCUCUACAUCGAUCCGGAGUAUCGGCACGCGCUGAUCGGUCAGCCGAGCCGCAGUUAUCUUUGGAUACUGAGCAGGACUCCUCAUAUGGAAGAGGAGGUGUACAAGGAGCUGGUGCAGAGGGCUGUAGAUGAAGGGUAUGAUGUUAGCAAGCUCAAGAAGACUCCUCAAGCUGAUCCGCCUCCGGAGGCAGAGCAGGGUCCUGAGGACAAGAAGGGUUUCUGGUGGAUCAAAUCCCUCUUUGGGAGAUGAUACCACAACUCCACAAGAACGUAAAUUUGCCAUUAAUGGGGUCUUUCUAGUUUGUGCUUUUGCCUGGGAUCGCUUGUCCAUGAUUGGUAAAUGUGUGGCAAAAAGCCAUGUUUGUAUGUUUUGCCUCUUUCUGGUCCAGUGCUUUGAAACUCUCCUAGAGUUUCAUUUUAAGGAGGACACUUUUUUUUAUGUAAUGGUUUUGGACUUUUUUGGUGCUAUCUUAGCUCUUGGGUUGAUAUCUGGGAAAAAAUCCCAAAGUACACUAGUUUUUUAAAAAAAUUCCCAAAAUACAUUAGUUAUAAAAAAAAUUCCAAAACUACACAUGUUUGAGCAUCUCCGUUUUUGUCUAAAACGGUGAAGGUCAUCACCGCGUUUGACAAACACGGUGAGUACUUCACCGUUUUAAACUAAAACGGUGAAGGCUUCACCGCUUUUGUCAAAAACGGUGAAGUACUCACCGUUUUAAUUUAAAACGGUGAAGUACUCACCGUUUUUGACUAAAACGGUGAAGCCUUCACCGUUUUUCUAGGACGCGGUGAAGUAGCUGACGUGGCAGACACGGGGUAUUCACCGCGUUAGACAAACACGGUGAAUAACCCGUGUCUGCCACGUCAGCGAUCCGCCUCAGUGUGUUUUCACCGUGGCCGUUAGAUGCGGUGAGGCGCGGAUCGUGGUUUUCUUCCCGCGAUCCGACGCCUCACAGCAAGCCACGUGGACGGGGAGCCGGAUUUGGGGAAGGACAGUGCUUCACCGCGUUCAUCAAACGCGGUGAGUCCUUCACCGCGUUCAUUAAACGCGGUGAAUGCUC